GCUACUCCUGUAGGAAUAAUAAUGGAGUUCAAGCACGCCAGCUGGAUCGUGCUUAGCGUCGCUGUGUCCAUCAAUCUGAUCGGAUUGUUCUGGUUCAUAGCGAUGGUUAUCGGUUUGGUGAUGUUUUUACUCGGAUUUGUGACCGUCCUGUACUUACAACAUAACGAUGUGGACAAAUUUCUGAACAGUGGGGUGGUCGAGAAUCCUCUAGAAGAGCCCAAAUCGCUCGGCUUAAGCAUUGUUUGUGAUCCUAAGCCCGGUAAUUUGCUGCUCAUUUCGCCCAACAUCAAAGUUCAAACCGAAUCAAACCGAAACGCGAAAGCCCAGCACCAUUCCGGCGCGGGCGACUCGUCCGGGACCGGUGGCCACGGUAGCCGUAGGCGUAACCUACUCGAUGCCGGAAUCGAGCUGCUGUUCAAGAAGCGCCACGAACCGCGGAAUGCCACCGGUGAGCCGCAGGCGAAGCCAAACGCAAUCACGGACCAACUAAUGCACCGUGGCCAUUUGCACUUCCACCAACGGGACCAUCAUACCAUUCUAGAUAACAGCCCGGAAGCCACGAUGCCUGCGCCGAAUCGGCAUCCAUCGCCCGGUGAGGAACGCAGCCGCUGGAGACCCUUUGAGAGCAUUAAGAUACACACGGACAAGCGCGCCGGGAGUGUGCUGCACGAUCCCGAGAAGCAUCGCAAGAAAGAUGUGGGGAACGUGUCGAUCGGUGAGGAAGUAUCCGUCAAUUCGAUCCCACCCGCUGCGACGACGUUUAAAUCGUACCUCUCAAAUUCGGAAGUAUUGCUGCAUCGCCACGACACGCCACCCGGUUCACCGAAGAAGAAGAAAAUCCUGAGCGGUAACAAACCGAUCGACAAGCUCAUUCACACCAUCAUCGACUACGUGGUGCGAGACUUCAUCGAUUCGUGGUACACACUCGUGUCGGACGACCGGGAAUUUUCGGACUACAACAUCCGCAACAGCAUUGAAUCGCUCGUCCUGCAGAUCUGUCAGCGUGUUCGCUCCGUCGACCUGCUGCCCCUGAUGACGACCAGGCUAAUCGACGACCUGGCAAAGCAUACGCGCUUCUACCGGCUCGCCACGCAGGAGGUGGCCAACAGUGCGUCGAACAGCAAGAAACCGACCAGUACGGAACAAAAGCGCCUUAAGAUCCAUGAAAAGCUGUCCCCGCAGCGACGGAACCUCAAGGUGGAAGGACACCGACGGAACAAGAGUGAAACCGAUCUCACCUGGCAGCUGGGAAACGCCGCGCUGCAGAAAAACGUGGCCAAUUCGCGCUUCUACAACGUGCCGGUGGAUGAGCAGUCUGCCGUCGACCCGGAAUCGAUGCUGCUGAGUUCGUUUUUCGGGUUCUGCGAUGAGUUCCAGAACGAAUGCACCGAUGCGGAGGCUUUGGAUGAUUACUUCUUGCAAGUCUCGGAAACGGUGCUGUACUUCGUGCUUCCGGAGGAGGACUUUAAGUGUAUCGCGCUGCGCACGCUGCUGUGCAACCUGUUCGCCAACAACCUGCUGAAGCCGAUGUUUAACACGCUGGCCGAUCCGGACUUUAUCAAUCUGCAGAUCGCGAAGCAGUUCACCAAAGAUCCACCUGCGGGAGAGUUCCUGCUGAAGAUGAUCCGUCAGUCGACGGAUCUGUCGGAAUUGCGCGCCUGUCGGCAGCUCAUCACCAAAGAGAUGGACGCGAAGUACAAGGACAGCAACUGCAGUGCCGAACUGGCCAGCCUAAAGUAUACGCAGAAGCUGAUCGAUUUGCGGAUCAGUCAUUUGCAGAACAACAAGAAUGACUUUGGCAAAACGGAACGUGAAAAAGUGUCCACGAAUCUUCCGCAACUCAGCCUCGAUGAUAUUCUGCGUAAAGAGCUGGCCGUGUUCUACUACCUGGACUACCUUAGUGUGCUAAACCUACAAAAGUAUGUGAUAUUUUAUCUCACCGCUCAGGAAUGGAAAAUUUCCACCAGCCAAAGUUACUCAGAGAUGCUGGUGAACAAAUCAAAGCUUAGCCGAGAAGAAACACUCCAGAGCAUUCGUGAGAAGGCGAGCCAUCUGUAUCAUGAGUAUUUGCAACCGAGCUCGCCAAACUACCUGAACAUCGAUUCGGGACUGAUCGAGGCGCUCAACUUCCGGCUGAACGAUCCGUCCAUCCAGCCGGAGAACACCUGGUUCGAUUCGAUCUGCAAGUACAUCUACGAAAAGCAGAAAAACGAAGAGGUGUUCCUGAACAAUUUCUACCAAAGCGUGGCCUACAAGCAGCUGCUGCGCGAGCUCGACUUUCACAGUGCGCACGAUCAGGACAUGCCGUCGCUCGAUCACCUCACCGUGUCCGGCGGGUUGCUGCAGAGUGACAGUGCCAGUGACACGUACAGCGGGGACAUUCGGUUCGAAGAAACCGACGACGACGAGGACGCUGCAGGUUUGGCAACGUCGGCUCCGGCCUCUUCAACUACAGCACCGUCUCAGGCAUCGAUCGCGGUGUUGGACAUCAAGGAAGAGCACGACGUGCGAACUAGUAGUGGCGCUGUCGCGAAGAAACCCUCACCAUCGAGCCUGUUUCCGGUGACCAUCAAGCACGCGCGAUCACACAGCGACUGCACGGGCAUGUUUGCGGCGAUCAACGAUCUCAACAUCGAGCAGCUACGCCAAUCGUCCGACUGUUCCAGCAACGACUCAGGCAACGAAGCUCCCACCGCUCGACGAAACGUCCCUGCUGUACCGCAGGCGGCAGACGUCGUUCAUCGCUUCCAGGAAGAUUCCAGCCAAUUGCAUCAAAAUCACCACAAUCACCAUCAGCACCACCAUCAUCAUCAGCAUCAUCAGUAUCGACAUAAACUGUCCGCUCGCAUCAUCAACACGGCCAUUCACUGCGAGGGCCACUACGCGGUGUACGCGAUCCAGGUGCACGUGAUCGAGGACAACCACCACAAAAGCUGGCACAUUUACCGGCGGUACUCGAAGUUUCUCGAGCUGAAAAAGCUGCUCGUAAAGCGGUUUCCCGCCCUCGAUCGUGUGCCAUUUCCGGCGAAGAAAGCCUUCCAAAACACGCAGCGGGCGGUGCUGGAGCAUCGGAUGGAGAUACUGAACCGCUUCCUGGCGGAGAUCUGCGCCAAGGCGGAACUGUCCGACGAGAUGAUGGCGAUCAUUCGGAACUUUCUCGAACCGGACACGGACGAUCGGAAGAUGCACGGAGGGCCUGUUGUGAAGACGAUCGAGAGUUUAAAGUCGGGCAUGAGCAAGAUACGCAACAUGCCCGAUACGCUCGUCGGCGGGAUAUCGAGGAUGUUCGUGGGCAAGAGUUCUCUCAAGGAGCGCAGCUUCUACGACAUCCAGGACAUUCCGACGCUCGAGCUGAAGCAAUCCGAGUACCCGGCUCUGGCAUCGGCGUUGAAUCUGCUGGAUGAGGUGUUCGAUCUGCAGAAUAAAUCCCAGUGGCUGCGGCGUGGGUUGAUCAACCGGCUGCUGGGCGCACCAUGGGUAAGCCACGCGACCAACAAACGCAUCAUGCAAACCGCCAGCAGCCUCCUGUCCACGGACAAAGUCGAGCUGAUCCUCUCGUCGAUACUAAACAACUUGUGGCCGGAUGGGGAACGGUUCAACCCGACGACGCCAUUGCGCGAGGACAGCACGCGCCUGCGAACGAAGCUCGCCGCCAAGAUAUCGCUUUUCGCGCUGCUCUCAGAUGACCUAAAGCACGUGGUCGGUUCGGUGACGUGCAACAGCGGGCUGCUGAACUUUUUCCAGAUGCUCCAGAACAAGAAACUGAACACGCGCCUGCUGCUGAUCCUGUUCAACCGGCUGCUGAUGGUGAUCCUGCAGACGGAAAACAUUACGAAACACACGCAACUCGACAGUAUGGCCACUUCCGCGAACAGUGGCACCGAUGAAGGGAUACGCAUCGGCGUCCCGACAUCGGCGGCUUCCGGGGGCAGUAGUGCCGGUGGGUCCCGGAAAGCUUCCAGAUUUCUCUAGACGGGUUGGGGAAACCAUUCCGACGGCAGUAUAACGAAAGCGAUUUUUAACGAAACUGUAUUCAAUGAGAUGCUACAUUAGUUUAAGUGCGCCAUUCCAGUAACGUUCGGUUUUUUUAUGUUUUGGGUUUUUUUUAGACAAAGAAGCUUUGUUUUUACGCUUUAGGUUUACAUCCUGCAGAUACUUGCAUUCAUUUGACCAUGCAUUUUAGCCACUGCAUGUUGGCGUGGUUUUUGGCGUGCGUGGUUUAGAGCAAUGAUCAAGCGCUUUGUAUAUGUUGGGCUUGUUUUAUACAGCCCGGUAAUUUGUGCCGUUCCGAACAAUUGUUUUAACUAGGUUAAGGUUUUAAUUGUCACCGUUUAGCUAGCAUAACCAUGUAAACACAUAUCCCAGGUGCUUAAAUGUGAGUGUACAUUUAGCUUAUUUUUAAAUUGUUGGACAUUAAUAUACUCUUUUUGUUUUGUGUUACGAGCUGCACACCGCUUGCUGGCCAUGAUGCCGGGUGUUUCUGGAAGCGCUCAUGUCUACCGUAAUCGUGAUAUGGCAAACAUUGUACUGUACGUAUUGCUUUGGCUGUCGAAGAUUUGUUACGGGGCUGGGUUGUCCAUCGCGUUAUGGAAGAAAUAAAAGAAAAAAGCAAACCACAACCUCGGUGUGCGUGCAGAUGCAAUGAGACCCAAACUCGAACAUUCCAAAGUUUCCAAAGGACCACAUCGCGCCAGUGUCGCGCGGCAAACGAGAAUAAAGAAUCGAGCAACAAUGGUUUUUGUUAUUUUAAAUUAUUGUUUUUUACUCUGUUUUAUUUAAUCAUAAAAGAUUUUUGUUUCUGCGUCGCCUACCCGCUGCUGCUCUGCUGUCUUCCGGCG
This is a messenger RNA of Anopheles nili, 4838 nucleotides long. RefSeq names its product sorting nexin-13-like. The record is from RefSeq and is a predicted model, not a curated record. Gene Ontology annotation, molecular function: phosphatidylinositol binding. Gene Ontology annotation, cellular component: early endosome. NCBI's taxonomy places the organism in Eukaryota, Metazoa, Arthropoda, Insecta, Diptera, Culicidae. Bases 22 to 3972 code for a protein of 1316 amino acids. The transcript has 9 exons.